This is a messenger RNA of Trametes versicolor FP-101664 SS1, 901 nucleotides long. RefSeq names its product mitochondrial ribosomal protein L17. Lineage: Eukaryota; Fungi; Basidiomycota; Agaricomycetes; Polyporales; Polyporaceae. Gene Ontology annotation, cellular component: ribosome; mitochondrial large ribosomal subunit. The coding region runs from base 9 to 866 and encodes 285 amino acids. The transcript has 4 exons. Gene Ontology annotation, molecular function: structural constituent of ribosome. The record is from RefSeq and is a predicted model, not a curated record. Gene Ontology annotation, biological process: translation.
CGACCACCAUGAAGCAUGGGGUCGCGUUCCGCAAGCUCUCGAGGACGUCCUCGCAUAGGAUGCUCAUGCUGCGGAAUCUCGUGACAUCCCUCUUCCAACAUGAGCAGAUCAAGACCACCCUUCCGAAGGCGAGGGAUACCGCCAGGUUAGCGGAGAAGAUCAUAACCUUGGGCAAGAAGGGCGACCUACCCGCCUUCCGCCGUGCAACGGGCUUCCUGCUCGACCAGACCAUGGUGCCGAAACUCUUCAGUGAACUCGCGACGCGUUACUCUGAUCGUCCUGGAGGAUACACACGGGUGCACAAGUUCGGCAACCGACCUGGAGACAAUGCCCCGCAUGCCAUCCUGGAGCUCGUCGACAACCCGCGGGACCUGCGUUUCCAGAUGACCGCCCGUGCAAUAGGAUGGGAGUUGCUGGGCAAGCGCGUUGGACAGGGCGACCCCAAGGCUCUGGUCAAGACCGGUAUCCCCGAUAUCGUGGACGUCAUCGAGAAGGAGAAGACUGUCCCGCCAGAAGGACGUGGCGAGCUACGGUCGGUGACGCGGAAGAACCUGCAGAAGGUCUUGAAGUUCCGGGGUGUGGGUGCGGUAGAGGAGAUGAGCAGGAUAGCUGAGGACCACGUCGACACCGUUCUGGCGCAACCCCUUGCACUGAAGGAGAUCGUUGCCGCCAAGCAGGAAAAGAAGGAAAAGCAUGCCGCAUUCGCGGGCAUCCGCCUCAAGGCCGGCCAGACCCUCCCUGGUGGACAGAGGAGUACACUUCAUCUAGCUCAAGGCGACCUUGGUAGGGAGAACCCUGGCCGUUGGCAGUGGUUCACCCGCCGCAAGCUCGGCGUAGACCAGACCUCUGUAUGGAACCAGCUAUGAUCGUAUAAUACUAAUAUUUCGGAUGUUCUACCGCC